UGUCCCUCGGACACAGCGGAUCACUGAUCAACGAAAAGAGCCGAAGAUGGGACAUGUACACUGAUCAUCAAGGCACUGAUGAUCAGUGUGCCCUCAUGAUCUGUGUAGCCCCCCCAGUAGUGCCACCUGUCAGUGUCCAUCAGUGUCAUCAGUGCCAGCUGUCAGUGCUCAUCCAUGCCACCUGCCAGUGCCACAUCAAUGCCACAUAUCAGUGCCUACCAGUGCACAUCAAUGCCACAUUUCAGUGCCCAUCUGAGCUGCCUUUCAGUGUCAACCAUCAGUGCCAGUCAGUGCCACCUAUCAAUGCCAAUCAGUGCCAGUCAGUGCCGCCUAUCAGUGCCCAUCAG
Molecule: messenger RNA, 347 nt
Organism: Staurois parvus
Lineage: Eukaryota; Metazoa; Chordata; Amphibia; Anura; Ranidae
Source: the annotation of a GenBank genome assembly